Messenger RNA from Polistes dominula (European paper wasp), 1206 nucleotides. It is a transcript of the gene sing, whose product is annotated as MARVEL domain-containing protein sing. NCBI's taxonomy places the organism in Eukaryota, Metazoa, Arthropoda, Insecta, Hymenoptera, Vespidae. Gene Ontology annotation, cellular component: membrane. The record is from RefSeq and is a predicted model, not a curated record.
AUGAAUGUUUUCUUUUUUUGACGUAUGCAUAGACAGUUGGUUUCACAUCCUGGGCUCGUGGCACGUGCCAAAAAUAGACGACGGUUUCUCGUGUUAAAUACAACGUUGGGGGUGCAACGACAUUCUAACAUUGUGAACGAACUCAUGAAACAUCCUCAGUUCAUCCAAAGUAUCUCGUUGUCACGGUUCUAAUUUCAUUUCGCAGUCAAACAACUUAUUAUCCUUAAAAACUCGUCAUUUUCAAGUUAUCAAAUUUGAAAAGAAAAUUGGGGGAUUAACUUUUGAUACAAAUGAAACUUGUAAUAUUGUCAUCAGUAACUUGAAACGAAAGGAUCAAUGAACUACACUUAUAAUCUCCCCUUUGAUGACGUGAAUUAAUCGCUAUUUAACCAAUUACAGGACAAUCAAAUUGACGAGGGUUAUCGAAUCAAUUGCAAGUAAUUUUAAACACGACUUCAAUGUCUGCCAAGCAACACGUAAAUAAAUCGAUCAAUUAAAUAUAGCCGAAAUAAACAAUUAAAUCGUUUCAGUUAUUAUUCGUUAAGGAUAUUAAAAAAUAAAUCGAUUUGAACACGAGGAAGAAGUUUUAUUAUUUGUGGUAUCAAGUUUAAAAUAAAGGAUCAUGGGUAAAAGCACUACAGGACCGAUAAUCAGGAUGUCAUCUUCCGGAACUCACGGAGCCGGAGGUAUCGAAUGUUGUUGUUGUAGAUGUUGCACCUGCAUACACGUCGAGUUUCUCAAAACUUUACCGGGAAUUAUGAAAGUCUGCGAAACGAUAAUUAGCGGAUUGAUCCAAAGUUUGUUAGUUAAUUAUGGUCUAAGGUAUAGCACGCAUAUUGGGUCUGCCUUUGAGGGAUCUUUGACAACAUCUUCAGCAUGUUUUUUAACAUCCACUGUAUUAUUAGUCUGCUACGUAUUGUCUGAAAAAUCUUACAGACUUAUACGUUCUUCACUUUUCGAAAUAAUGUUCAACGCAUUGGCAAGUUUUUUGUAUCUGAGUUCGGCCACUUAUCUCGCAUUUUCAACCAAAUUAUUUCUUUUACCGGAAUAUUAUUUAAUACCGGGAUUCGAUGUUUAUCCAGCUAUGACAGCAACUUACAUUAUGAGCGGAAUUGUCGGAGUAUUGCACGGAUUUGAUGCUUACUUUUCUUACGUUUAUUAUAAAACUGGCAGAUAGAUUGAAAUAUUAAAUAAUAGGUUUGAAUU